Messenger RNA from Sphaerulina musiva SO2202, 1468 nucleotides. RefSeq names its product peptidyl-prolyl cis-trans isomerase ppi1. The record is from RefSeq and is a predicted model, not a curated record. NCBI's taxonomy places the organism in Eukaryota, Fungi, Ascomycota, Dothideomycetes, Mycosphaerellales, Mycosphaerellaceae. The transcript has 4 exons. Gene Ontology annotation, molecular function: peptidyl-prolyl cis-trans isomerase activity. The coding region runs from base 778 to 1347 and encodes 189 amino acids. Gene Ontology annotation, biological process: protein folding; protein peptidyl-prolyl isomerization.
GUCUAUUCAUCCCGUCCACCGCCUCUGCCAUUGAGACAAUACCUACUAGCUACCUGUACCUUACCACUACUGUAGUCAUACCAUAAUGGACGAAUGCCGAAGACACUUGUCAAAGCCCGAACACGGCCUGGUCAGCGCAAUGCCGCCUCCUGGUUGGUCCAGUCUUGACACCGCGAUUGCCGACAUGUCCAACCCUUCCGAAGACCACCUCAUGGAUCUCUUCACCAAUGUUUUCAUCACAUGCCACUGGUAUACAGUCAAGGUACAGUCAAGGUCCUGUCCUGUCGACGACGUAAUCCAUCUUCUGCACUCAUCGCGCCGACUCGGUUGGUCGUCAGCCCUGUUUGCGACCAGGGAGGAGGAGGAGACUCAUACAUCGCCUGUUAUUCCCGCCUUACCUCCACAUCUGCUGGCAUGUCUUGCUUUCCGAUCUCUAUACCUCAUAUGCCCGCAUUAGCCGCACUCACCUUUGUUGCUUCUCGUCGCUUCACUGCCCUCGGGUCUUUGAUACUUCUACCAUGAGACGACAACAUUUGAAGCUUGUCUCGCAACCCCAAGUCUUCCAUCAUUGCGGGUUUCAGAAUGGAGGGCCAGCUGAGGCAGAACAAGGCACACACUCCCCAAUUGAGCACUAGCGCCAAUCGUCUGCGCAUUGAGCAUAGUGUCGUCACUUCGUCCCAGUCUUCCCAUCAACAUUGAACGGGAGUGCAACAACAUUGAAGAACAACAAUCAUAACAACAACACCUCUAACCGACCACCCACCAAAAUCCCCCAUCAUGGACAAGCUGAAGAGCAUGUUUGGCAGCAGCGGCAGCGGCAGCAGCAGCGGCGGUGCUUCUGCUACUCCCGCCCCAGCCCCAGCUGGUGCUGUGGAAAACCCAGACAAGGUCGUCUUGCACACCACUCUCGGUGCCAUUACCAUUCAGCUCUUCUCGCAGCAGACUCCACGCACCUGCCAGAACUUUGCUACUUUGGCCAAGACGGGAAAAUAUGAUGGAGUCAUCUUUCACAGAAUCAUUCCUGGAUUCAUGAUUCAAGGUGGUGACCCGACCGGUACCGGUCGUGGUGGCAGCUCCAUCUUCGGCGCCAAAUUCGAGGACGAGUUCGUUCCUUCGCUCAAGCACGAGUCCAAAGGAACCCUCUCAAUGGCAAACGCGGGCCCCAACACCAAUGGUUCCCAAUUCUUCAUCACCUUGGGCCCAACUCCUCACCUCAAUGGCAAGCACACCGUCUUUGGUAAAGUGGUCGAGGGAAUGGACGUAGUCGACAAGCUCGGCAGUGUUCGCACCGGUGCAGGAGAUCGACCGGUCUCUGAGGUCAAGAUUGAGAGGACCGAUGUGAUGUAGAUGAGGACGCAAUGAUAAUGAUGCCAAUCCGGGACUAUCGGGCCUGUAAUAUUACACGAAGAAAUGGAGGGUAACCAGUAGCUAGCAGACAGACAAAGAAGGAUGCCCUGUUCAAAAUACG